This is a messenger RNA of Cryptotermes secundus, 1280 nucleotides long. Its product is annotated as polyubiquitin-B. NCBI's taxonomy places the organism in Eukaryota, Metazoa, Arthropoda, Insecta, Blattodea, Kalotermitidae. Bases 139 to 1059 code for a protein of 306 amino acids. Gene Ontology annotation, biological process: modification-dependent protein catabolic process; protein ubiquitination. Gene Ontology annotation, cellular component: cytoplasm; nucleus. The transcript has 3 exons. The record is from RefSeq and is a predicted model, not a curated record. Gene Ontology annotation, molecular function: protein tag activity; ubiquitin protein ligase binding.
CAUCUCGUCCGAUCUCGUCUGAUCUCACCCAACUAGAGAAGCAGAAUUAGUCUCAAGUGGAGGUCGAGCAGUGAACAAAUAAUUGUUUGAAGUAAGAUUUGAAGUGGAAGUUGCAUGUGACAUCCUGAAAGGUCCAUCAUGCAGAUUUUUGUGAAAACCCUUACUGGUAAAACCAUCACUUUGGAAGUGGAGGCAUCAGAUACUAUUGAGAAUGUCAAAACCAAGAUUCAGGAUAAAGAAGGCAUUCCACCAGACCAGCAAAGAUUGAUCUUUGCUGGCAAGCAGCUUGAAGACGGCCGAACACUGUCUGACUAUAAUGUCCAGAAGGAGUCUACUCUUCACCUUGUUCUCAGGCUUCGAGGGGGGAUGCAAAUUUUUGUAAAGACACUGACUGGUAAAACCAUCACACUGGAAGUGGAGGCAUCAGAUACUAUUGAGAAUGUUAAAGCCAAAAUUCAGGAUAAAGAAGGCAUUCCUCCAGACCAGCAGCGUUUGAUCUUUGCUGGCAAGCAGCUGGAAGAUGGCCGAACAUUGUCGGACUACAAUAUCCAGAAGGAGUCCACUCUUCAUCUGGUUCUUAGACUUCGUGGAGGAAUGCAAAUAUUUGUGAAGACUCUUACUGGCAAAACUAUCACAUUAGAGGUAGAGGCAUCUGACACAAUUGAAAAUGUGAAGGCAAAAAUCCAGGACAAAGAAGGCAUCCCACCAGAUCAACAGAGACUGAUCUUUGCUGGUAAGCAGCUGGAAGAUGGACGAACCUUGUCAGACUACAAUAUCCAGAAAGAAUCUACUCUUCAUCUAGUUUUGAGGCUUCGAGGAGGCAUGCAGAUAUUUGUAAAGACACUGACUGGCAAAACCAUUACUCUUGAAGUGGAAGCUUCAGAUACAAUAGAGAAUGUGAAGGCAAAAAUUCAAGACAAAGAAGGAAUUCCUCCAGACCAGCAGAGGUUGAUAUUUGCUGGCAAGCAGCUGGAGGAUGGACGUACAUUAUCAGAUUACAACAUCCAGAAAGAGUCAACACUCCACCUUGUACUUCGUCUUCGUGGGGGACAGCUGUAGAGUUCUUUAGUUUUUCUUUCAGUGCCUGGACUUAUGUUUCAGUUUUUGGGAAUGAGAAAGAUUUGGUUAUAUUCACAUUGUAUUCAAUUUUGCCUUUAAGGUUGAUUUAUAAAAACACUUAAAAUGUGUCGUGUAAUUUUAAAAGGAGUUUCAAUAAAUACUUCAUUGUACUGAUGUAAUGGGUAAUUGAAAUAAAGGACAUUGCAUUAUAGUUUAUUGCA